Molecule: messenger RNA, 1526 nt
Organism: Pantherophis guttatus
Lineage: Eukaryota; Metazoa; Chordata; Lepidosauria; Squamata; Colubridae
Gene: SCO1
Product: synthesis of cytochrome C oxidase 1
Biological process (GO): mitochondrial respiratory chain complex IV assembly; intracellular copper ion homeostasis
Cellular component (GO): mitochondrial inner membrane
Molecular function (GO): copper ion binding; copper chaperone activity
Source: RefSeq, a predicted model, not a curated record
UUCGUGCAAACCGUAGGCAGCCUAAAAGGAAACACAAGCGCCUCUUGCGGCCCUCGGAGUGUACGGGACGCCAUGUGACACCCUUGAAGCCAAUGCAGGGCCAGGACGCCGGUCUGUCCCGGAAAUUCAUGCCGGGCGUGCUGUUUUGUUGAGUCCGGGAAGGGAGGAUGGCAGGAGCGAUGCGGGUUCGCUUGGCCUCGCUCGCCCUUUGCAAACAUCCAGCGUUUCCACCGUGUUGCUUCCGGCGCUGCGGUCCUGUUCGGUCCCUUGUCACCCCACCCACGAGCAGGCGAAAGGGCUUCAAGAAACCUGGGCCAGUAACUUGGAAGAGUUUAGCAGUCACGGCUGUGAUUGGAGGAGGGUUGCUAGGAAUACUGAAAUAUUUGAAGAAAGAGAAAAAAGCAGCAUUGGAGAGAGAGAGUAUCCGAUCCAUCGGAAAGCCUUUGUUAGGAGGCCCUUUCUCACUUGUUGAUCAUCAUGGACAACCGAAAUCAGAUCGUGAUUAUCUGGGCCAGUGGGUUUUAAUCUACUUUGGUUUUACACAUUGCCCUGACAUUUGUCCAGAGGAACUGGAAAAAAUGAUGCUAGCAGUGGAUGAAGUUGAUAGGAUCGCAUCUUUGCCUAAUGUCACUCCACUCUUCAUCACCAUUGAUCCAGAGAGGGACAGUGAAGAAGCCAUUGCCAAAUACGUUAAAGAGUUUUCACCAAAAUUGAUUGGAUUGACCGGUACAAAAGAACAGAUUGAUCAAGUGUCUCGAGCUUAUCGUGUCUACUACAGCCCAGGUCCCAGAGAUGAGGAUAAUGAUUACAUAGUCGAUCACACUAUCAUAAUGUACCUUGUUGGGCCUGAUGGCCAAUUUGUUGAUUAUUUUGGCCAAAAUAAGAACAACUUGGAAAUUGCCGCCGGCAUCCUAAAGCACAUGAAACAAUACAAGAAAGAAGGGACUUAUUAGUUUUCUGACUAAGCAAGUCUAAAGGCAAGCAAGUCUAAAAUGCAGCUUGGGACAUUAAUUGGAGGAAAUACUCACACAGGUGGUCUGCUGUAGUGUCUUCUUAGUGCAGUUGAAUUUACUAAACCUAUACCUACAGACUAAGACUCAGUUCCGAAGAGAAGCUGGAUGUCUUUCACCAAUGAUAUUUUCUCUGGAUAUGCCUUAGCCAUAGAGUGGCUUAUUAAAAGCCUUUGGUGUUGAUGCAGAUUUACUCAGAAAGAGCCACCAAACAUAAACCACGAUGCUCUCUUCAUUAGAAGUUCUUGAUCUUGACCUGCUGAAGAGACACCUGCUGAUCUGACCUGUACUGAAGAUACCAUUGGGAUUUGUCUUCUCUCAAGUUUUAUGCAUUCCUCCUAGGAAGCGGGGCUUCUAGUCCUUUCUCGAACAGAGUGUCACUUUUUAUUUUUGAAAUAUUCAGUAGUUUACAGUAUGGCUGCUACCGGCAUUAAGCAGCGUGGUGGGAUGGGAAUCUUCACUCUUAAAAUCAAGUGUGGUGCACAGAUGAUGAAAUAAAGUGAAAGAAACUUAAAA